AACAGCGAAGCAAGCUGCGUCUUUUUAUCUUUUGCUCUGCUGCUAACAAGCUAGAUAUGGUUAGCUAACCGAGCUAGCUGGCUAGCCACGGAGUUGACAAAGUAAACAGUCAAUCUAGGCCGAUAUCGCCAUACAAUCUUGGUUGCAAAGUUGCAUUUCGCACUCAGCUCCUUUUGGACUGGAGAGUGGGGAUGUUUUGCGGGCUUUUCUGGCAGGCAGGAGUUGAAGAUUACAGAGUUUUGCUGAGUUUCCCCCUCUAUCUCUGCUAGCGCCAGAGCAGCCUCUGAAACAAGGAGAAAUGGCGUCCGCGGACGUGGACAGCAGUCAAAGCGAGUUUCUGCAGCCCGGCGGCGCCACGGAAACACAGACGACAGAUAUGUCAGCCAUUCAGCUGACGGGCUCAGACCGAUGGGAAGUGUUAACUCCGGUCUCAUCUGGGAAGGAAGACCAGGGAAUCCUUCACAUUCAAAACUCGGGAAUUGUCACGUCCAAUGGACAGUAUGUACUUCCUCUUGGGAGUCUGCAAAACCAGCCCAUUUAUGUUACAGCAUCUGGGAAUGAUGGUUCAGCCAAUGGAGUGUCAGGCAUCCAGUAUCAGGUAAUCCCCCAAAUCCAAAAUGCAGAUGGGACACUGUCAGGAUUCACACAUGGAUUGGAUGAUGGCACGGGGCAGAUCCAGCUCAUCCACGAUGGCGGUCAAGGCAGCAUUGGGAUCAGCUGUGCCACGACGACGACCUCUGACCUCUUGACGCAGGCCGGGCAGGUCCAGUCCAUCCAAGGGGUCUCACUAGGGGGGUCCACGUACACCGGCUCCAUGGGGCUGCCGGGCAACAUAACGUUCGUCCCCAUAAACAGUGUGGACCUGGAGUCUCUAGGACUGACCGGAGCACAUACGGUCCCCAUCGCAACUGGGGUAACGGCUGAAGGUCAGCUGAUCAUGGGCGGCCAGACGCUGGACAAUCAGGGUCAGGAUGUUAAGCAGUCGAUGGUGACUGUGAGCGGCGACCACCACCAACUCUACGUGCCAACCACCACCUCCUCCUCCAACACCUCCCAUCUCCCGGAGACCAUCGACGGCACCGGGGUCCUGACCCAAGCCACCGCCGUAUCUGCAGGCGUGUCCGACCCAUCACAGGAGAACUACAACUCCCAGAACCACAUGCAGCAAAUCCAGGUCUCAUCGUCUCACGCCACCACUAUGUCGCAGCCCAUCCUGCACCUGUCUGGGGACGGGCAGGGGGCUCAGGGUCAGGACCUGAAUGCAGGAGGACAGACUCUGCAGAGCGUGCAGCUGGUGAACCCCGGGACCUUCCUCAUCCAGGCCCAGACCGUCUCCGCCACCGGGCAGAUCCAGUGGCAGACCUUCCAGGUUCAGGGGGUGCAGUCUCUCCAGGGCCUCCAGCUGCCCCAGGGCCAGGCUCAGGCCCAGCAGCUGACCCUGGCCCCGGUCCACAACCUCUCUCUGGGCCAGGGGGGCCACGUCAGCCUGCCCAACCUGCAGACCGUCACAGUCAACUCCAUCACACAGAGCGGAGUUCAGUACUCACAGGGGGAGGACAACAGUCCAGCUGGUAUCCACAUCAAGGAGGAGCCGGACUCUGAGGAGUGGCAGCUGAGCGGAGACUCCACGCUGAACCCGAGCGAUCUGAACAACCUGCGCGCUCAGCUGGGGGACGAGGACAUGGGGGGGGACGGGGGGGAGGGCAAGAGGCUCCGCAGAGUGGCCUGCACCUGCCCCAACUGCAAGGAGUCCGGGGGAAGAGGGUCGGGCAUGGGGAAGAAGAAGCAGCAUAUCUGCCACAUCGUGGGCUGCGGGAAGGUUUACGGGAAGACGUCUCAUCUCCGAGCUCACCUGCGCUGGCACAGCGGAGAGAGACCCUUCGUCUGCAACUGGAUGUUCUGUGGGAAGAGGUUCACCCGGAGCGACGAGCUGCAGAGACACCGGAGGACACACACAGGGGAGAAGAAGUUUGUGUGCAUAGAGUGCGCCAAGAGGUUCAUGCGGAGCGACCACCUGGCCAAGCACAUAAAGACUCACCAGAAUAAAAAACCCGGCGUCCCCUCCUCCUCGUCUCCGCCCACCAAUGACACCAUCAUUACGGCGGACGGCACCACGCUCAUCCUGCAGACCACCUCCCACGACCUCAAUCAGGAGAUCCCUCUGCAGCUGGUUACCGUGGCGUCCGGUGAGGUCAUGGAAUAAGGGGGUGAGGCGGCUUUUUGAGAACUGGCCUAUCACAGGGACCUCUUGGGCUUUUCUCUUUCCCUUCUUACCUUUUUUUUGUUUGUUUUUUACAUAUGAAUAUAUACGUAAAUAUAUAUGACAAAUAUAUAUAUUUUAAGUAAGAGUUAUCAUGACUUUAUGUUUGUUUUUUGCAGUCUUUUUAUAGGCGCGCAAAAAAAACAACAUUAAAAUGUGAUCGCUAUGUACACCUAUAAACACACACACACACACACAUGCAUUAACACUCAACACACAACAUGAAUAUUCAACACGAUGAAAUGCCUUAUUUUGUAUCAUACUCUUGUAUAAAAUGCUGGAGGUGCAUGUGUUUUUUAAGCUUUGCAGAUGAUGUAACUGUAAUGGAGAUAAAUGCGUUUGUGAAAUGAUUAUGGUGGUGCGUUAUGAAAAGAGAGGAAGGAAAGUAGGGAACCUCUGGGAUGAUUUUGAAUGUUUGUCUCUGGAGAGUUCUGACUAAACCGAGCUGUCUGUUUGAAGGCACUGCUGCCGCCAUGAGGAACGCUUUUGUUUUGAAAAGAAUAGUUCAACAGUUUAGGAAACAUGCUCUUUUGCAUCCUUUAUGCAGGGAGUUAGAUUUCUCAUCUAGAUUGACACCACUCCUGUUUGUACUGUAAAUAUGAAGCUAAGUGUUAGCUUAGCGCAGCACACAGACACAGGGAAACGGCUAGCAUGGCUGUUCAGAGGUGACACACAUCAGUCUGACAGCAUCUCUCAAGUAAAUUAGGUAAGAGGGUGUAUCUUGUCUGUUUUAUCUGUACAAAAACAAAGUGUAAAGCCAUAAAUGUGUAGUUUUUUUGUUGGGUUAAGUUGCAGAUUAUUUGCAAGGCUAACAGUGCAGCCUUGAUAAGUAGUUAUUAUAACCUUGUAAAACAGGAAACUAGCACUUUUGCACUGCAUAUUUUGUACAAAUUAUACAAACAAGAUUCAGUUUGUUCCCUUUUUCACAAGAGAUGUGAACAAGGGAACAUUAAAGAUUCUGGUAGCUGGAUUUUGUGACACUUCUAAAUUAUUCUAGCUAGCUGUUUCCACCCGUUUCCUGUUGUUGUGCUAACUUAGCUAAGCAGCUGCUGGUGUUUACUGUACAGACAUGUGCGUGGUGCCAAUGGUCUCUUCUUACUUUUGGCAAGAAAGCAAAUUAGCAUUUUUCCCAAAAUGUCUAAUCUUUCUUUAAUAAAGCCCAGCAGCUGUGGGCCAAUCAGUGACAGCCACCGGGCGGGGCCUCUGAGCACGGCGGGAGUUAAAUUGGGCACAUUGUUCGCUGAUCUGAUGCUGGUGAUGGGAAAUAGAUGCAAGCCACUCUGAAAAAAAAGGGGCAACUUCUUCCAGCGUCUGGUCAGCGGGAACAGAAUGUCUCAUCUGCUCACGAGCCCGCUGUGCUCGUCCACGUCAAACACGUUUUUUAUUUUCCUUUUGCAAUGUCUUUGUUGUAAAUUCACAUUGUAUUUCAGUUUUUCUGUGUCGCCGAUCUCGCGUGUCGUCUAAAUCGAAGUCACAUGUUGGUGAUCCUGUAAUGUCGAGGGGUUACCUCUGAGUUCCUGCAGGGCUCUUUAUUGCCAUCGUCAUCUGCACGCGGCUGCAGGAGGAGAACGUGCACAAAUUGUUGCCAUGAGAAGAAGAAGAAACGGAGAGAGGCAACGACCCCGAGGUGUUUGUCAUCAUUCCAGCUGAUGUGGGAUUAAGUUUUGCAAUAACGGCUCUGCUGGUAAUUCUGGCCUGAUGUCACUCAAGUCAAAAGGAAAACAAUCAUGCCAUUGUUUGUCGUUUUUAUUUUAAUUAAUGUAAUCCUUUCCUCAGUUUGUCCUCAUGUUUGUAGCAUUCAUUUACAUGUAUAUUAUCUUAUGUUCACAUUGUUUAUAGAAGCCAUUGCUUAGUUAACUGCUUUUUGUUGUAUCAAAACCUUAUUUUAAAAGUGAUUUUUUUUUUAAAGAAUUGGUGUAAAAAUUGAAUGUUACUUUUUGUAAAACCUUUUUUCAAAUGGAUCACAAUAAAAGUCUCAAACCUUCCAGAAA
This is a messenger RNA of Gymnodraco acuticeps, 4251 nucleotides long. RefSeq names its product transcription factor Sp3-like. Lineage: Eukaryota; Metazoa; Chordata; Actinopteri; Perciformes; Bathydraconidae. Bases 299 to 2203 code for a protein of 634 amino acids. Gene Ontology annotation, biological process: regulation of transcription by RNA polymerase II. The record is from RefSeq and is a predicted model, not a curated record. The transcript has 8 exons. Gene Ontology annotation, molecular function: DNA-binding transcription factor activity, RNA polymerase II-specific; RNA polymerase II cis-regulatory region sequence-specific DNA binding.